AUGGAUAGUACAUGUGCGGAUGGCCGUUUUGAGCUUUCAGCGCUACAAGGUGUCAUCAUACCCACAACAUUCCAGGCACUGGCACGACGCAUUCGAAUGGAAGAAAUACGUAGUGCUAACAUCGGAAACAUUGAGUCGUGUCCGUUUUGUGACUUCGCGGCUGUCUUGGAAAAUCAGGAGGACCGUAUAUUUCACUGUUUAAAUCCAAUUUGCCAAAAAGAAUCAUGCAGAGAAUGCCACGGAGAAUCGCAUGUUCCAUUACGAUGUGAGGAGGUCGAAAAAGAUUUUGAGACUAAAAAGCGUAAAUUCAUCGAGGAACGUAUGUCAGAAGCAGUGAUCCGAAAGUGCCCGCAAUGUAUGCAGAGAGAAUGUCACGGAGAAUCUCAUGUUCCAUUGCGAUGUGAGGAGGUUGAAAAAGAUUUUGAGACUAAAAAGCGUAAAUUCAUCGAGGAACGUAUGUCAGAAGCAGUGAUCCGAAAGUGCCCGCAAUGUAUGCAGAGCAUUACUAAAGAAACAGGAUGUAACAAGAUGACGUGUCCGUGUGGUACCUUCUUUUGUUAUGUGUGCAAUGCAAAACUUUCGCAAAGAAACCCAUACGGUCAUUUUGACAACGAUGGUUGCCCACAGGACACUCCGCUGAAGCAGUUGCAUGAGGAAGUUGCAAGACGAGCAGGCCUGGAAGCUUUGCAAAUAUUUCACGAAGAAAACCCGGAAACAGUUAAUAUGAAGACGCCGGAUAUUGAUCAAUUAUCUGGAGUGGAGGUAAAGAAACGAAAGAAACCACGUAACCCAACUCCACACCCUCGACGGGAAAUGGUGCAUUUUUGA
This is a messenger RNA of Gongylonema pulchrum, 828 nucleotides long. The record is from the annotation of a GenBank genome assembly. Lineage: Eukaryota; Metazoa; Nematoda; Chromadorea; Rhabditida; Gongylonematidae.